AUGAUUAGAAAAUUGGCUGAUUGUAAUGACCUUUUACUCCCAAAGACUGAUUGUGGAGAAGCGCGAAAAGUCGAGUAUUCGAUCUCAAAAAGUGAUCACCGUUCCGAUAUCGCUGUUUUGAGAGCCAUUGCCAUCAUCGCCGUUUUCGCCUUUCAUUUCUAUCCAAAAAUUUUCCCUCAAGGAUUUUUGGGAGUUGACAUCUUUUUCGUGAUUUCUGGCUAUUUAAUCAUGAGAAUUCUCUCGAUUUCUGAUUCUCCUCCAUUCAAGAAAAUCUCCACUUUUUACUAUCGACGAAUCAAGAGAAUAUUUCCGCUUUUCUAUUUAGUUUUAGCAAUUACAGGCUUUGCCAUGUUAUUUAUCUAUUCUAUUGCCUGGACUCGCCGAUAUUUUCCAUUUUUCUCUUCUUCUGUCUAUAUGCGUUUGAAUUUGAGAAUGGAAACAUUUGACAUGUCAUAUUUUGAUCAAAAUGGAACCGGCCCAUUACGCGUGAUGGUCAUUGGGAACUCGUAUGCACCGCAGAGAGCUUUGGUUUUGAAUAAAAUUUUCCCGAAAACCAUUCGCUCCACACUCGAUUUGGUGGCCUAUCCUGGGAAAGUGAUCUUGUAUCAAAAGUUUUCUAAAGAUUUUGCCAUUUACCUCUGGGAAUUGAUCGAGAAACGAAAACCGCAUUUUGUUUUCAUCUCAAUGAGAUACGUGAAAGCUAACGGUGAUUUUGAUCCAUUUGAAGAAACCGAUCGACGGACGAAGAAAUAUUUGAAUGCUAUUCAACAUUUGAGUCUUCACUCUCGAAAGAUUUUUAUCGAAACGGCUCUCCCAUUCCAUUGUGAACCAUUCGUCGAAAUAAAAAACAUCGCAAACACUGAAGAUUUCUUAAACGAUUUUGUCGAUCAUUUAGAAAGAAAUGCGACUUUGGAAAAACUCAAUCUAUCAGUUGAUAAAUCAUUUUUCGACGCUGGCCCAGCGAUCAGACGACUCGAGUUUAUUGCGAAAAAGUGCCCAAAAUGUCACCUAAUUCAUCUAGAAGAACCAUAUUUUGACAAAGAAAAGGAGAUCUUUCGAAUGUUUGAUCCGAUUUCUCGAAAAGCCUAUAUCGACAAUCGAUGCCAUUUCACUCCAAGCGGGCUUCAUCUACAAUUUGAACUCUUUCGCAAAGCUGUUCAACCGCAUAUCCACAAAUUCUUACGAGAAAAGCAUUUGAAA
Mesorhabditis belari is the source of this 1200-nucleotide messenger RNA. Lineage: Eukaryota; Metazoa; Nematoda; Chromadorea; Rhabditida; Rhabditidae. The record is from the annotation of a GenBank genome assembly.